Molecule: messenger RNA, 2424 nt
Organism: Oryza brachyantha (malo sina)
Lineage: Eukaryota; Viridiplantae; Streptophyta; Magnoliopsida; Poales; Poaceae
Product: HIPL1 protein-like
Exons: 7
Coding region: 147-2288 (713 amino acids)
Source: RefSeq, a predicted model, not a curated record
AUUCAAACUGAGGCAAAUGGUCAACGCCCCCCUCCUCCCACAUGCGGCCUCCCUCCUACUCCGGCAAGUCCAAAUCGCCUCGCUCUCAAUAAAUCCCCGCGGCGCCGCGUAGGCAUGCCCGCGAGCCCCCGACUACGGCGACAGCCAUGGGGAGGAAGAGGAGCCAUGCCCCGCCCCUCCUCCUCGCCUCCUGCUCCUCCUCCUGCUGCCGGUGCAAGCUUCUCUUCCUCUUCUUCUUCUUCUUCGUCGUCGUCUUCACGGCGCCCGCGCGCGCCCUCCCGCUCUGCACCGACUCCAGGGCGCCCGUGGCGCUGAACGGGACGACGCUGAGCUUCUGCGGCGGCGGCGGCGGCAACGGGAGCAGCUGCUGCGGUGCCGCGGCUGAUGCGGCGCUGCGGAAGCAGUUCGAGGCGAUGAACGUCUCCGACGCCGCGUGCGCCGGCGUCGUCAAGUCGCUCCUCUGCGCGAAAUGUAAUCCAUAUUCAGCUGAGUUGUUCAAAUCAACCUCAAAGAUUCGGACUGUUCCCGUCCUGUGCAAUGGAUCAACUUCAGCUAGUUCUUCCCAAUCGAAGGAUUCUACACAGGACUAUUGCAAACUUGUCUGGGAAACAUGCAAAAAUGUGACAAUACUAAAUUCUCCUUUUCAACCUCCAUUGCAAGGUGGUGCAGGAUUACCUAGUUCAUCAUCAAAACUUACUGAUGUUUGGCAGUCAGAAAAUGACUUCUGUACAUCAUUUGGCGGCACAUCUGACAACCAGUCAGUAUGCUUAAAUGGAAAUGAAGUUUCAUUUAGCACCACUGAACCAUCACCCAAUCCUAAAGGGAUAUGUCUUGAGAGAAUCGGUAAUGGUUCAUACUUGAACAUGGCUCCUCAUCCUGAUGGAUCCAACAGAGUUUUCUUAUCUAGCCAGGCUGGAAAAAUAUGGUUGGCCACUGUCCCAGAACAAGGUUCGGGAGGCACUCUACAACUUGACGAAGCCAGCCCAUUUCUUGAUCUAACUGAUGAAGUCCACUUUGAUUCUGAAUUUGGACUGAUGGGUAUAGCAUUUCAUCCAAAGUUUGCUACCAAUGGACGAUUCUUUGUUUCUUAUAAUUGUGACAGAACUCAGUCACCUAAAUGUGCUGGUAGGUGUUCAUGUAAUUCUGAUGUUAACUGUGAUCCUUCAAAGCUUGGGUCUGACAAUGGUGCCCGGCCAUGCCAGUACCAAGUUGUUGUUUCAGAGUAUUCUGCAAAAGUCUCAUCAUCAAAUGUUUCUGAGGCAACAUCUGCUAAUCCAUCCGAGGUUAGAAGGAUAUUUACUAUGGGACUGCCAUAUACAGCUCACCAUGGGGGACAGAUACUUUUUGGACCUAAAGAUGGAUAUAUGUACCUUAUGAUGGGUGAUGGUGGAAACAAAGGCGACCCUUUUAAUUUCUCUCAAAAUAAGAAAUCACUUUUGGGAAAAAUUAUGAGGCUUGAUGUUGAUGGCGUUCAAACCCAGAGUCAAAUCACUAAUCAGAGCUUGUGGGGUAAUUAUUCCAUUCCGAAGGACAACCCAUUCAGUGAAGAUAGUGACUUACAGCAAGAGAUUUGGGCCUUGGGCUUGAGGAACCCAUGGAGAUGUAGUUUUGAUUCGGAGAGGCCCUCCUAUUUCUACUGUGCAGAUGUUGGGCAGGAUUUAUAUGAAGAGGUAGAUUUAAUCUCAAAGGGUGGAAACUACGGAUGGCGCGCAUAUGAGGGCCCGUAUAUUUAUCAUCCAGAAUGGACACCUGGAGGGAAUACUUCACUUAACUCCAUAAAUGCUAUCUUUCCUGUUAUGGGCUACAGCCAUUCCGAUAUCAACAAGAAUAUUGGGUCUGCAUCAAUUACAGGCGGAUUCGUUUAUCGAGGGUCUUCUGAUCCCUGCCUAUAUGGAAGGUACAUGUAUGCUGAUCUCUACGCGUCAGCAAUGUGGACCGGCACAGAGACCCCAGUGAGCAGUGGAAACUACACCUCAACUCUACUGCCAUUCAGCUGCUCCAAGAACUCCCCGAUACCCUGCGAAUCUGCGUCAGGCAGCCCCCAGCCAUCGCUGGGCUACAUCUUCUCCUUUGGCGAGGACAGCAACAAGGACGUCUUCCUUCUGGCAUCCAAGGGCGUCUACCGGGUUGUCCGGCCUAGCCUCUGCGGCUACGCCUGUCCUACAGAGAAACCAGCGACCAACACCGGGAGUACAUCUCCUUCAGGCUCUUCGUCGUUGGCUUCAGGGAAACGGGUUGGGAAGUUGGCAGCAGUUAUGACGUUUGUUUUGUAUGCAUUAUGCUUCUGAGACGUCCAUCCGUUCUUGUGUCGUCUCGUUUACAUGGCUCCUGUAUGGUUUCUUUCUCACUUGCUGUACAGCAUUCCACGAGCACGACACGUCUGUGUGACUGUGUGUGGUUACUAGUAUCUGGUGGUUGUGCUUA